Molecule: messenger RNA, 8204 nt
Organism: Hippopotamus amphibius kiboko
Lineage: Eukaryota; Metazoa; Chordata; Mammalia; Artiodactyla; Hippopotamidae
Gene: ERBB3
Product: erb-b2 receptor tyrosine kinase 3
Exons: 28
Coding region: 3236-7075 (1279 amino acids)
Biological process (GO): positive regulation of kinase activity; multicellular organism development; cell surface receptor protein tyrosine kinase signaling pathway
Cellular component (GO): basal plasma membrane; signaling receptor complex
Molecular function (GO): neuregulin binding; ATP binding; protein tyrosine kinase activity
Source: RefSeq, a predicted model, not a curated record
CAUUGGGCUGGGCCCCCCUCACGCUCCGCGGGAGUCAUGAGAGCGAGCGGGGCUCUGCAGGUGCUGGGCGUCCUCCUCAGCCUGGCCCGGGGUUCCGAGGUGGGCAGCUCGCAGGCAGGGCGGAGCUGUGGAAGGGGGGGGGGAGGUUGUUGUUCUCUAGUGUUGGAAAACAAGAGUGGCACCUCCUCUCUUCCGUGAGGGCCUGCCCUGUGGAGAGCUGAGAUGAACCCGAGGGCCAAGUCCAGGUGACAGCAGGGUGAGAGGCCACGCCGAGGCUGACUGCCCUCUUUAUCUCAAAAUAAUAAAGUUGGCUGGUCCCCGACUUGACCAGACUUUUUUUUGUCAAGACGCAGAUGAAUUCAACUAAUACUUACUAAGCAUCUACUAUGUACAAAGCCCUGGGCCAGGAGCUAUAGGGCCAAGGACUUCCAGAUGCUAUUUCUCUCUGUCUUUUCUCUCCCCAACCUGAGGGCCAGUAGGGCACCUGUCCUAUCUUCUGAGCCCCCUGUCCUGGGGGGGGGGGUUCCUUCUUAGACCCAGCUUCACACCCCCCACCAUUCUGGUUUAUUGUCUGGCUGUCUGCAGCAGUCUAGACAAGAGUCAGAUUGCUCCUCUAGUCCUCCUCCCACUCCCAUGGCAGCUGAGCCCACCUCUUUGGGGUGUCUCUGGGACCAUGGACACCUGAGAGGUGCUGGGGUUGCUGGCAUUGGAGGAAUCCUGCUGAUUUCCUCCCCUCCCCCCAGAUCUCAGCAUGGGGUUUGGCACAGUAAGGGCCCCUUCCCCAGGGUGGGAGUGGGAGAAACACCUGUGCUUCCCUCACAGUUGCUGGGCCUAAAUUUAGACCCUGGGAUCUUGAGAUGUGAACACUCCCAGCUGGUGGAGGGCCCGGGUCUGGGGGGUUGGAGUGGGAGAGACUGAGUAAAGUGACUGUAUCACUGUCCCAUCCAGACCCCUGGACUCUUCAGCCCGGAACCCAAGAGUCCCAGAUCCUGGCCACCUUCCCUGAGGGAGACAGGAGGCAGGCAUGGUUGGGUCUCUUUACCCUUUAUCUGGAUCCUGCAGCCUCUGGGCAUCCGGCCCUGUCUCAGUCCUUCUAUAGCCCCUUUGUCCCGGCUGUGAUGGGGGUGGGGGACUUUGGAGAGGAGGCCUCUGGUUAAGGAGGGGCUGGAGAUUCUUGUCCUGACCCACCCCAGUGCUCUCUACCAAAGGGGAGCCUGUGACACUGGCCCUCCCUGUGGCCCCAUCCCUGGGUAUAGCAGGGACUUUCUAAUUCCCCUCCCCCUCCUCUCCUCCCCAGGCUACCUGGUUCCUCCUCAGAGGUGUUGUUCAUACUCUCUUCCCGCCCAGCCCUUUGCUCCUGUUUGUGCAAUAUGGACUUUACCCCCCGGGCAGCAGGGAUCUGGGACCUCUAACACCAUAGCCUCCCAAGCCUCCCUCCCAGAGUCUGCACAGACGCAUGUGGGCAGGUGGGAUGGAUGGGGCCACCUAAAAAACUGCCUAAUAAGGAAACCCAAGGACAGAACCCAUGUAGAUUUCUGGGCCAGUAGGGGAGCUGUGUACGUGUUUGCAUGCGAGAAAGAGUGUGUGUGUGUGUGUGUGGGUGUGGGUGUGUACACACACCCCACUUCCUUGUUGCAGAAAUCUUGGCUCCUCCCUUAUCUGGGGAGAAGGGUUGGCGCCUUGACUUGGAAGAGGGGGUGUCCUGCGAGGAAGGGGGUUGGGGUGGAGCUGUUCCAGAAGUGACUAACCUCCUAGUCGUUUUCUUUUCAACCCAAGGACCCUAGACUUCCCAGGCUCCUCUGGGAGCUCCCGGCCUGUUUAUCCCUCUGCUGGGUCCAGCUCACCCCUUUCUCUUCCUGGGGAGUGAUAGGGAAUGGGAGCCCUUGCAAGGUCAAGUGGUCAGACUAGGGGUUCCUCUGGGAGGAGGGGUUGGGGCCUCACCAGUCUCCCUGCCCCCAUUCCCAUUCCUGCCUCGCACUAGGCUGCCACGGCCUCAGGGAAGGGUGGCUGGAACAGGUGGUAUCCACCCCGCCUCCCCGCAGUCUUUCACUGAGCCAGGGCAGAGACGGGUAGGGCUUCAGGGUCCAACAUUUCUCAGCCCCUGUGUCCUCCAUGCUUACAAGUAAAGUGAACCCCCAAGACUGACAUGCCCCACGUACCUCGAGUCUAGGCUCUCCCGACAUAAAUGAGAUUGCCAUUUUGGAAGGUUUCUUAAUGAAUCUCCUCUGACAAUGAAAUUGGGUAGCAGGCUUAGAAUGGAGGCAGUCGGCUACUGUUUCCAUCCAGCUUCUGUGUAUUUGCUGAAAAAUACUCUGGGGCUGGAACGUGUAAUGGUGAGGGAGCUGGAGCGUGCUGGGCUGGGGAAGGUAGCGAGAGGAAAGCCAGGCUUUAGGAAGGGGGUGCGGGGUAGGCAACCAGCUCCCCAUCUUCUAGCGUUAAAGACAAAGCUCACAUUGAACCCCCCCGCACACACCAGAGGCCCCCUGCUAGUGAGGUCACUUGUCUGAGCCCAAGGCUUGAGGGUGGAGGGAGGUUGCUUCUGAGGACAGGGAGUCUGGGGACAGGGUGGGGCCGCCCCCUCCUCCUAGAUAGAAUCGCCUCAUUGUGGGCCGGACUGUGGCCCCAGGCGCUGCCCCCACCCUCUGCCCCCAUCCCACCCUCAGUAGACACAAUAGGGGCUGUGUGUUGCCCCAAAGAGAUAUUUAUUCCGGGACCUAGAGAGGCAGGAUGGGGGUAGAGAAGUGCCCUGGUUGGAGUGGGGGAGGGGAAGAGGAGGGUAACCAAGUUGUGGUCCUUUUCUAACUUCUUUCUAAGGAGAGGAAAACAACCCCACAUCCUCCUUGAUUAACUCCUUAGCACCCAAAGUAGUACCCAAAAGAGGCACAGAGGAGGCCCAGGUGGGAAAAGGAAACCUUUUCACCUUCCUGUUUGGAGGGAUAGUGAGGGAGUUCUGGGAAAAGAGGACGUUUAGGCUCUCUCGGUCCAGCCUUGGUGUCUGCUUCUCGGGCUGAGGGUUGAAGCAGCUGCCUUCUAAUCGUGUGGAAUGUUACCGGAAGAGAGCAAGCGAGGGGGUGGGCUUGGGGGACAGGGCUGAAAACUUGUGUCCAGCCCUCUGCCACUCUUCCCUCCACUUGGAACAGUGUGCCCUGGGACUCUGAACGGGCUGAGUGUGACCGGAGAUGCCGAGAACCAAUACCAGACACUGUACAAGCUCUACGAGAGGUGUGAGGUGGUGAUGGGGAACCUGGAGAUCGUGCUCACAGGACACAAUGCUGACCUCUCCUUCCUGCAGUGGAUCCGAGAAGUGACCGGCUACGUCCUUGUGGCCAUGAAUGAGUUCUCUACGCUGCCCCUGCCCAACCUCCGCGUGGUGCGGGGGACCCAGGUCUACGAUGGGAAGUUCGCCAUCUUUGUCAUGUUGAACUACAACACCAACUCCAGCCAUGCUCUGCGCCAGCUCCGAUUUACUCAGCUCACUGAGAUUCUGUCAGGGGGCGUUUACAUUGAGAAGAAUGAUAAACUUUGUCACAUGGACACGAUUGACUGGAGGGACAUCGUGCGGGACCGAGAUGCUGAGAUAGUGGUGAAGGACAAUGGCAGGACCUGUCCCCCCUGUCAUGAGGUCUGCAAGGGACGAUGCUGGGGUCCUGGACCAGAAGAUUGCCAGACACUGACCAAGACCAUCUGUGCACCUCAGUGUAACGGCCACUGCUUUGGGCCCAACCCCAACCAGUGCUGCCACGACGAGUGUGCAGGGGGCUGCUCGGGCCCUCAGGACACGGACUGCUUUGCCUGCCGGCUCUUCAACGACAGUGGAGCCUGUGUGCGCCAGUGUCCGCAGCCUCUUGUCUACAACAAGCUCACUUUCCAGCUGGAACCCAAUCCCCACACCAAGUAUCAGUACGGAGGCGUGUGUGUAGCCAGCUGUCCCCAUAAUUUUGUGGUGGAUCAGACGUCUUGUGUCAGGGCCUGUCCUCCUGACAAGAUGGAAGUAGAUAAAAAUGGACUCAAGAUAUGUGAACCUUGUGGAGGUCUGUGCCCCAAAGCUUGUGAGGGGACGGGCUCUGGGAGCCGCUUCCAGACUGUGGACUCGAGCAACAUUGAGGGAUUUGUGAACUGCACCAAGAUCCUGGGCAACCUGGACUUUCUUAUCACUGGCCUCAAUGGAGACCCCUGGCACAAGAUCCCUGCUCUGGACCCUGAGAAGCUCAACGUCUUCCGGACAGUGCGGGAGAUCACAGGUUACCUGAACAUCCAGUCCUGGCCUCCCCACAUGCACAACUUCAGUGUCUUUUCCAACCUGACGACCAUUGGGGGCCGAAGCCUCUACAACCGGGGCUUCUCACUGCUGAUCAUGAAGAACUUGAAUGUAACGUCUCUGGGCCUCCAAUCCUUGAAAGAAAUUAGUGCUGGGCGCAUCUACAUAAGUGCCAAUCGACAGCUCUGCUACCACCAUUCUCUGAACUGGACCAGGCUGCUUCGUGGGCCUUCGGAAGAGAGACUGGACAUCAAGCAUAAUCGGCCCCGCAGAGACUGCGUGGCAGAGGGCAAAGUGUGCGACCCACUGUGCUCCUCUGGGGGAUGCUGGGGCCCGGGCCCAGGUCAGUGCCUCUCCUGCCGAAACUACAGCCGAGGAGGUGUCUGCGUGACCCACUGCAACUUUCUGAAGGGGGAGCCUCGUGAGUUUGCCCAUGAGGCUGAAUGCUUCUCCUGCCACUCGGAAUGCCAGCCCAUGGAGGAUACUGCCACGUGCAAUGGCUCGGGCUCUGAUGCUUGUGCCCAGUGUGCCCAUUUUCGAGAUGGGCCCCACUGUGUGAGCAGCUGUCCCUUUGGAGUCCUCGGUGCCAAGGGCCCCAUCUACAAGUACCCAGAUGCUCAGAGUGAAUGUCGGCCCUGUCAUGAGAACUGCACCCAGGGGUGUAAGGGACCAGAGCUACAAGACUGUUUAGGCCAAACACCGGCACUGAUCAGCAAAACCCAUCUGGCCAUGGCUCUAACAGUGGUAGUAGGAUUGGCAGUGAUUUUCCUGGUCCUGGGCAGCACUUUUCUCUAUUGGCGUGGGCGCCAGAUUCAGAAUAAGAGGGCUAUGAGGCGCUACUUGGAACGGGGUGAGAGCGUAGAGCCUCUGGAUCCCAGUGAGAAGGCUAACAAAGUCUCGGCCAGAAUCUUCAAAGAAACAGAGCUGAGGAAGCUUAAAGUGCUGGGCUCGGGUGUCUUCGGAACUGUGCACAAAGGAGUGUGGAUUCCUGAGGGUGAAUCGAUCAAGAUUCCCGUCUGCAUUAAAGUCAUCGAGGACAAGAGUGGACGGCAAAGUUUUCAAGCUGUGACGGACCACAUGCUGGCCAUCGGCAGCCUCGACCACGCCCACAUUGUACGCCUGCUGGGACUGUGCCCAGGGUCAUCUCUGCAGCUCGUCACUCAGUACUUGCCUCUGGGCUCCCUGCUGGACCACGUGAGACAACACCGUGGGGCACUGGGGCCACAGCUGCUGCUCAACUGGGGAGUACAAAUUGCCAAGGGAAUGUACUACCUUGAGGAACAUGGCAUGGUGCACAGGAACCUGGCUGCCCGAAAUGUGCUCCUGAAGUCACCCAGUCAGGUUCAGGUGGCAGAUUUCGGGGUUGCCGACUUGCUGCCCCCUGAUGAUAAGCAGCUACUGCACAGCGAGGCCAAGACUCCAAUUAAGUGGAUGGCCCUCGAGAGUAUCCACUUUGGGAAAUACACACACCAGAGUGACGUCUGGAGCUAUGGAGUGACAGUUUGGGAGCUGAUGACCUUUGGGGCAGAGCCCUAUGCAGGGCUGCGACUGGCUGAAGUACCAGACCUGCUGGAGAAGGGAGAGCGGUUGGCACAGCCCCAGAUCUGUACCAUUGACGUCUACAUGGUCAUGGUCAAGUGUUGGAUGAUUGAUGAGAACAUUCGCCCAACCUUUAAAGAACUAGCCAAUGAGUUCACCAGGAUGGCCCGAGACCCACCACGGUAUUUGGUCAUAAAGAGAGAGAGUGGGCCUGGAAUUCCCCCUGGGGCAGAGCCCCCUGCUCUGACAAACAAGGAACUGGAGGAAGUAGAGCUGGAGCCAGAACUUGACCUAGACCUGGAGUUGGAGGCGGAGGAGGAGAACCUGGCAACCACACUAGGCUCUGCCCUUAGCCUGCCACUUGGAACACUCAGUCGGCCACGUGGGAGCCAGAGCCUCGUAAGUCCAUCAUCGGGAUACAUGCCUAUGAACCAGGGAAAUCUUGGGGAGGCUGCCCAGAAGCCGGCAAUUUGUGGGGGUAGUGAACGGUGCCCCCGUCCAGCCUCUCUGCACCCCGUGCCACGGGGACGCCUGACGUCGGAGUCAUCAGAGGGCCACGUGACAGGUUCUGAAGCCGAGCUCCAGGAGAAGGGAUCCAUGUGUAGGAGCCGGAGCCGGAGCCCACGGCCACGAGGAGACAGUGCCUAUCAUUCCCAGCGCCACAGCCUGCUCACUCCUGCCACCCCACAGUCCCCACCAGGGUUAGAGGAAGAGGAUGUCAAUGGUUAUGUCAUGCCAGAUGCACACCUCAAAGGUACCUCCUCCCGGGAAGGCACCCUUUCUUCAGUGGGUCUCAGUUCUGUCCUGGGCACCGAAGACGACGACGAGGACGAGGAGUAUGAGUACAUGAACCGGAGGAGAAGGUGCAGCCCGCCUCGUCCCCCCAGGCCAAGUUCCCUCGAGGAGCUGGGCUAUGAGUACAUGGAUGUGGGAUCAGACCUCAGCGCGUCCCUGGGCAGCACACAGAGUUGCCCGCUCAACCCCGUGCCCACCAUGCCCAACGCCAGCACGACUCCAGACGAGGACUAUGAAUAUAUGAAUCGGCGACGUGGCGGAGGAGGUCCUGGGGGGGAUUAUGCCGCCAUGGAGGCCUGCCCAGCAGCUGAGCAAGGCUAUGAAGAAAUGAGAGCUUUCCAGGGGCCUGUCCACCAUGGCCCCCAGGCCCAUCAUGCUCGCCUCAAAACUCUACGUAGUUUAGAAGCCACUGAUUCUGCCUUUGAUAACCCUGAUUACUGGCACAGCAGACUCUUCCCCAAGGCUAAUGCCCAGAGAACGUAACCCCCGCUCCCUGAGGUACUCAGGGAGCAUCGGAUGGCAGCUAGUGCCUCUGCAGGCUACCUCUCUUCUCCUUAGCCCCUCUUCCUCACAGAUCUCAGCCCCACUUCUCCAGUCCCGGACAAUUCCAUUCAACCUCUGGAGGCCUUGACACAAAAUUCUUGUGGUAUUAGCCGGCUGUGCACGUUUUCUCUUGCCCAGUCCCAGGAAAGGAGGUGGUUUUCCCUACGUUAUGUGCUUUCCCAAUCCCACCCCUCAGCUUCCUCAGGGGAACUCCCUGGAGAUAUGAAGGAUCACUCCCCAUGUCCCUUUCUCUUAAGACUCUGACUUGCUGAGACUAGGCUUUAAAGUGUGCCUUUGUUUCCCAUCAGACUUUUAAGGAAGAGGAAAAGGGGGGGGGGGACUGUCAGGGGAAAGUAAGCUUUUGACUUAUGACCCUUAAUUCCCCAGAAAGAAUUAGAAGCUUAAAAUCUUGUGAAGAGCUUGGGAGAUGUUAAUGAUUACUAUUAAUUGAGCAUUUACUAUGUGCCAAGAAUCACGCUAAACUUUACCUACACUAACUUAAUCCUUGACACCAAUUCUGUGUGCUAGGUAUUAUCCUCUUUUACAGAGAAGGAAACUGAGCCUUAAAGUGAUUAAAUAAAUCAAGCAGCAGGUCCAGGAUUCAAAAUCUUACAAUGCACAAGCUCUUACUGUAAGGUAUCAAGGAAAACUGAUAUAAGUUAGAACCCUUGUAAGGGGCACUGUCUUCUUGUUUUUGCACUGAAUCAAGUCUGACUCCAGCAACUGUAGCCUCCUCCUACACCCAGACUUAUCUCAGAAGGUGGGAGUAAGGGGGUGGUCAGAAGGAAAAAUUACUGGACAUCUCCGUGUAAACCAUAAUGUACAUGUGCUGUGUAUGAUCUCCACCCAAGGGACAGAUUCACAAGGGUCCCAAGAGCCACUUUUAGGAGGUAUUCUCAUCCAGUAGUGGGAAGCUUCCAGUUGGGAUAGAAAGAGGACCCUGCUUCAGAGCACUGUUCCCUUGGAUGGGAAGCUAGGAGUAUCUGUUAUUAUCCUUGAAGUUUUUUGUUUUGUUUUUAUACGUCUGAAUAAAAAUGCCAAAGUUUUGCAGCUUCCUGUCUGUCAAAUG